ACUGUGAUGGAGACUCCUCUCGAGAAAGCCCUGACCACCAUGGUCACCACUUUCCACAAAUAUUCUGGGAGAGAGGGCAGCAAACUGACCCUGAGUAGGAAGGAACUAAAGGAGCUGAUUAAGAAUGAGCUAUGUCUUGCUGAGAAAAUGAAAGAGAGCAGCCUUGACGAUCUCAUGAAGAACCUGGAUAAGAACAGCGACCAGGAGAUUGACUUCAAAGAGUACUCGGUGUUCCUGACCACACUGUGUAUGGCCUACAACGACUUCUUCUUGGAGGACAAUAAAUGA
Molecule: messenger RNA, 288 nt
Organism: Elephantulus edwardii (Cape elephant shrew)
Lineage: Eukaryota; Metazoa; Chordata; Mammalia; Macroscelidea; Macroscelididae
Gene: S100A5
Product: S100 calcium binding protein A5
Exons: 2
Coding region: 7-288 (93 amino acids)
Cellular component (GO): nucleus; cytoplasm
Molecular function (GO): calcium ion binding; transition metal ion binding
Source: RefSeq, a predicted model, not a curated record